Messenger RNA from Trypanosoma rangeli, 1890 nucleotides. RefSeq lists its product as uncharacterized. The coding region runs from base 1 to 1890 and encodes 629 amino acids. NCBI's taxonomy places the organism in Eukaryota, Euglenozoa, Kinetoplastea, Trypanosomatida, Trypanosomatidae. The record is from RefSeq and is a predicted model, not a curated record. The transcript has a single exon.
AUGCACGAGAAAAAUAUUAUAGAUGGUGAGCUGUACCAAGUUGCAGCGAAUGGAAUUAGAGAUUCUUUCUACCACACUGUGCAGAGUGGUGUUGUUCUUGGGCUUGCUGUACAUUUUUACAAGCAAGCUCUUCUCCCACUGACGCGUGUCUGCACUAGCGCAGGGGAUAGCAAGACAGCCUCACAUUGUCAAAAAGGUCGGCUGCAAAACUGGGGUUCUGUGUUGAGUGUAUCGGAAGAACUUGGAUUAUGGCCAUGCCUUUACGCAGAUGAAGUGGAACAGUAUGGAGCCGUCGUACUUCAGUUGCAUGUGCUUAGGUUUGUCGAGGAACUUUUUGCGGUGCUUGCGACACAGGCAGAAGACUCACAAGAACGUGGGGAAAGUGAGCGAGGGCCACCCGUUAGCCAGUCUAUCACCUCACUGCGUGUCGACCGCGGAGAGGAUGUUGAUUGUAUGCCUCUGACGGAAGUGCAAUCGCAGGAUGUUAUGGAUUCAGUGUGUGAGAAGGAAAACGAAGAAGUCAAUUUGAACAAGUACCCUACAGAAAAAGGUGAUGGCACCAGUAGUAUGUGGGACGGAGGCGAGGUGAAUGGUGGGCCUUCAUCCAGGAGCAGUAGAAGUUAUCCCUCUGCUCACAGCCGACGUCAGUACGAUGUAAUGAUGGCGAGCCUGCAACUGCAUGAGGCGGGCAAUGUGGUGUUGGUGCCUCCAAAGUCUAAUGGCAGUCCACUGAAGUUAUGUCCCUCAACAUAUUCAGACGCGCCAGGAGUUGUAGUGGCAAUUACAACAUCAUCUACGUCCAGUAACGCCGGGUAUGUUUUAUCUAGAACCCCUUCACAACGUUUCACUGUGGAGUGCAGGUCGUUGCCCGAAAAAUGCCCAACGACGGAGUUGGUUGACUUCUCUGUGAAGCAUACGGAUGGAAUUAUGGAAGGUGAUAAGGUGGUCAGCGUUAAAGAGCCAAUCGUUGUGAAUCCUUUGCAUUCGUUCUCCACAUCCAACGAGCAGAGUGCGACGGUUUUACCUCUUUCCGCCUAUUCCCCGACUGCCACUGCCGGUGCUGCAAAUAUCCUGACUUUCAGCAAUGAGGAGCUUCAUCCUCCGCCUUCGAUGGAAACAGUACUACGAAGAGCCUGCGAUCGGUACGAUCCUAUUUUGUUUUCAGGUGAGAGAAAGUUGGGCAUGUUGUCUCCUUUGACAAGCACCAUGAUGGAUAAGCAUAAUGGUGUGAGAACGGUGGCAUCUUGCACGACGACAGAGAGUUCAUUUCCUGUCAAUUUAAUCGGGAGGCUGGGUGCUCUGCACUCGAGUAGAGAGAUGACGAGCGCCUUUACUGCUGCGAGCUUAUCGCGUCCCCAUUCACCCCCACAAUGGCAAGAGGAGGUGGAGAGUCAGGGUGUGUCUCCCAUUACUCCUGAUACUGGAACAGAGCAGAGUGUCGUACCUUCCCAGACAGUUCUAACCUCAGCGGAACUGCAACGUUGCACUUUUCUGAUGAGACAAAACCCACAACAUCGUUCAAACGUGCGUGAAUUCCGUGAGACUGAACUAAGGGACCUGAUGCAAGAUUUCUCGGUAGUGGAUCCUUCACUCCUCUCAGGUACCUCUGAUCGUCACUCACUUUUACUGACGCUUGAAAAGCAACAGACGCUAAUUCGAUGCUUAACAAGUAGACUUGAGGCAAUGAAGAAAGACAAUCCUUUACGGCAUGACGAUGCUUGGUCAGCGACUGACGGGGUUUCUACUGUCAGCGAGGGGCCGGAUCCAAAACGUUUGCUUCGUUCCGACGCCGAUUGCCGCACGGAUGAUAGUGGGCAACGUGCUGAAACUGAUGUUUCUUCAGUCCCAGAUGUUUUCUUGGAUAGCGAGAGAUCUUUUUAUUAUUACUAA